AUGGGCUCACUGCUGCCAAUGCCAAACGAACAACAUAAAUUCUUACAAAUAUACUUUAUGGGCGGCGAGGAUUCCGGAAGCGCACUUGCCGAUCGCGUGAAUGCACGUUGUGAUUAUAAUAACCUUGAUUCAUUUUAUGCCAGGCGCAUCGUCAGCGAGCUAGAUGCUAUUUUGAACGAGCACAACGAGUUGUUGAAAAUAUUCAAAUCACAUAUGCACCAAUUACAAAGCGAUAAUCACGCUAUUGUCAUUAAUCCUGAUAAAACACCAGCUGGAGAGCAUAUUCGUAGAUUCAAUGCACCCGCUGUUGAUGAUGUUGCUGUAAUCAUGGUUGGCGAUUGUACAACUGCACGAGAAAUUGUGAUUCGUAGAAGAAAUAAUAAUCUUCAGUUCAUUGCUGACACACAUCGUUCAUAUGACGCUCUACAAUAUCCGCUAAUAUUCUGGAAGGGACAAGAUGGAUAUUGCAUAAACAUAAAACAACGAGAUCCCGUAUCAGGAGCUGAAACAAACAAGAACGUUAGCUCAAAGGAUUAUUAUGCGUACCGAUUAAUGAUUAGACGUGGCCUGGACAACGUCAUUUUACGAUGUCGAGAGCUUUGUCAACAAUUCAUGGUCGACAUGUAUGCGAAGAUUGAAAGCGAACGACUACGAUACUUACGAUAUAAUCAACAAAAGCUGCGCGCGGAAGAGUACAUUCAUUUGCGAGACGCUAUCAACAACAACGACGACGUCGCCGAAAUUGGUAACCAUGUCAUUUUACCAUCAUCGUACGUAGGCAGUCCACGUCAUAUGCAAGAAUAUAUACAGGAUGCUCUGACUUUCGUGCGCGAAUAUGGACGACCAUGUUUAUUUAUCACGUUCACAUGUAAUCCAAAAUGGCCAGAGAUUACAUCUUUGCUACUACCUGGCCAAAAUGCAAUACAUCGCCAUGACAUUACAGCACGUGUGUUCAGACAAAAGUUGAAGUCUUUAAUAAGUUUCAUUACUAAAUUAAAUGUAUUUGGUCCCACACGUUGCUGGAUGUAUUCGGUUGAGUGGCAAAAGCGAGGAUUACCUCAUGCACACAUUUUGGUUUGGUUCAUCGACAAAAUCCGUCCUGAAGAAAUCGAUAGUAUCAUUUCUGCCGAAAUUCCAGAUCCAUCCACUGACCAACUGCUGUUUGAUAUUGUUACAACAAACAUGAUUCAUGGUCCAUGUGGUACUCUUAAUAGUUCAUCGCCUUGCAUGGCUGAUGGAAAAUGUACUAAAAAUUUCCCUAAAGAUUUUACCAAUGAUACGGUCACAAAUGUCGACGGAUACCCAAUAUAUCGUCGAAGAAAUCCUGAAAAUGGCGGACAAUCAUUUAUUAAAAAUAUCAUCAACACAGACAUUGAUAUUGACAAUCGUUGGGUGGUGCCAUAUUCGCCUCUGCUGAGCAAGACAUAUAAUGCUCAUAUUAAUGUUGAGUUAUGCAGUUCUGUAAAGAGCAUCAAAUACAUUUGCAAGUAUGUCCAUAAAGGAAGUGAUAUGGCUGUGUUUAGAGUGGAAAAUACUAAUGUGAAUGCUCCUCAAGUGAAUAAAAACGAUGAAAUAACGCUCUACCAAAUUGGUCGGUACAUCAGCUCUAAUGAAGCUGCUUGGCGUAUCUUUGGUUUUCCAAUUCAUGAACGGGAUCCAGCAGUUGUUCAGUUAGCCAUCCAUCUUGAAAACGGUCAGCGUGUAUUUUUCACGAACGAGACAGCGAUUGAUCGUGCAAUAAAUCCACCUAAAACUACACUCACUGCAUUUUUUGAAUUGUGUAAUCGUGCGGAUGAUUUUGGUGCCUUUGCACGAACAUUACUCUAUUCACAAGUACCACGCUAUUUCACAUGGACUCAAACAAAAACAUGGAUGCCCCGCAAGCAAGGCUCACCAGUUGCUGAAUGUCUCAAUUUAUUUAAAUCAAACGCCUUGGGGCGAUUAUUUACAGUCAAUCCAAGACACACGGAGUGCUUUUAUCUUCGACUGUUGUUGGUUAAUGUUACUGGCCCAUUAUCAUUUCAAGAUAUUCGUAUAGUGAAUGGGCAACAAUAUCCAACGUAA
Molecule: messenger RNA, 2064 nt
Organism: Bactrocera dorsalis (oriental fruit fly)
Lineage: Eukaryota; Metazoa; Arthropoda; Insecta; Diptera; Tephritidae
Exons: 2
Coding region: 1-2064 (687 amino acids)
Source: RefSeq, a predicted model, not a curated record